This is a messenger RNA of Prunus mume (Japanese apricot), 3664 nucleotides long. It is a transcript of the gene EOL2, whose product is annotated as ETO1-like 2. Gene Ontology annotation, molecular function: protein binding. The record is from RefSeq and is a predicted model, not a curated record. Gene Ontology annotation, biological process: negative regulation of ethylene-activated signaling pathway. Lineage: Eukaryota; Viridiplantae; Streptophyta; Magnoliopsida; Rosales; Rosaceae.
GGUGAUGAACUGACUCCGAUAAACUCCUUGCUUUGGAGCUAGCCACCUAAACAACUAAACUUUCCGGUUAACCAAAACCCUUUGGAGCAGAGCGACAAAGACAGAGACAAAAGAGAAGGCUUUGCUGCUUUGCAUAAAGAAUAUAUCCACCCAUGAAAGAAAAGAGAAAACCCAAAAGCAGAGACCAUUUUCUUCCAUUUUUAUUCUCGAGAAACUAACCCCACCUUGGCCUGUAGCCUGCUUCACAGCCUCCCUCUCUCUUUCUCUCUGUGUUUCUCUGGGUGGUUUUUGCACGCCAGAGGUAAAGGCUCAACAUUAUUCUCUCUCUCUUGGUGGUGGUAAAGCUUGAAACUUUAUAAUCUUAUUCUCUGUUUGUUCAUAUAUGCAGAAGAUUUAUUGUCAUUUAGAUAUGCGUGGUCUAAAGCUUUUAGACCGAUUCACAAGUACCCAAGUCCACGCUCUCAAUCCUACAGACACCUCCAAUGGUAAAACCCAUGUUGGUGUUUCAAGAGCUAAGCUUAACAGUCACCUGAUUAAAUCUUUUGGGUCAAAUUCAAAGCCCAAAAGUUUCAACUCACUCUCUGUGACUGAAGCUCUUCUGCUGCCUUAUGGACUUCCUGCAACUGACCUGCUUGAACCCUCCAUAGAGCCUCACCUCAAGCCCGCUGAAUUUGUUGAAAUCUUAGCUGACCUCUAUCACCGCUUAGAGAAUUGCUCGUCUCAAUCUGAUAAAUCUUUGUUAUCUAUUGAGCAGUAUUCUCUCUUGCGCAGUCUUGGUGACCCCAAGCUGCUUCGCCGGUGUCUUCGUGCUGCUCGACAAAAUGCUGUUGAUGUAAACUCUAAGGUUGUGCUUUCGGCUUGGUUGAGGUUUGAGAGGAGGGAGGAUGAGCUUGUGGGUAUGUCAGCUAUGGCUUGUAGUGGGCAAGUUCUUGAGUGUCCUAAGGUUGCUUUGGUAAAUGGGUUUGAUCCAAAUUUGGUUUCUGGUCAUUGCCAAUGUGAUCAUGACCCCAGUAAAGCAGUCAAUAUGCUUAUUUUUGAGGACAAUGAGUGUGUGAGUUUGGAGGAGGAGGAGGAAAGUGAUGUUUCAUUUUGUAUUGGCAAUGUAGAAAUCAAUUGUGCAAGGAGUAAAAUUGCAUCGCUUUCUAGUCCUUUUGAGGCUAUGUUGUAUGGAUGUUUCAAAGAAUCGAAAAAGGGUAAGAUUGAUUUUUCGGAAAAUGGGAUAUCUGUGAAGGGAAUGAGAGCUGUGGAAAUGUAUAGUAGGACUAGGAGAUUGGACUUGUUUAGUCCUGAGAUUGUUGUGGAGUUACUUUCUUUUGCAAAUAGGUUCUGUUGUGAGGAGAUGAAGUCUGCUUGUGAUGCUUAUUUAGCUUCACUGGUUGAUAACAUUGAUGAUGCAUUGGUUCUUAUUGAGUAUGGUUUGGAGGAGAUGGCAUAUCUUCUUGUAGCUGCCUGCUUGCAGGUAUUGCUGAGAGGGCUUCCCAGUUCUCUGUAUAAUCCGAAGGUGAUGAAAUUUCUUUGUAGCUCCAAGGUCAGGGAGAGAUUGGCCAUGGCAGGGCAUGGAUUCUUGUUGUAUUAUUUUCUAAGCCAUGUGGCUAUGGAGGAAAGUAUGGUGUCUAAGACAACUGUGAUGCUAUUGGAGAGGUUGGAAGAAUGUACAACCGAGAGGUGGCAGAAAACACUUGUGUUGCAUCAAUUGGGUUGUGUUUUGCUUGAGAGAAGAGAGUUUAAGGAUGCCCAGUUUCGUUUUCUGGCUGCAGCUAAGGCAGGACAUGUUUAUUCAGUGGCUGGUGUUGCAAGGACCAAAUACAAACAGGGGCAGCAGUAUUCAGCAUAUACAUUGAUGAGCUCUAUUAUCUCCGAGUAUAAACCUGCUGGGUGGAUGUACCAGGAACGUGCCCUCUAUAACAUUGGGAAGGAGAAGAUUUUGGAUUUGAGCACUGCAACUGAAUUAGAUCCCACUCUAUUAUUUCCAUAUAAAUAUAGAGCUGUCGCAAAGGCGGAGGAGAAGCAAAUUAGAGCAGCUAUUUUGGAGAUUGAUAGAACUGUUAGGUUUAAGCUCUCACCUGACUGCAUUGAAUUACGGGCUUGGUUCUUCAUCGCACUUGAAGAUUAUGAAAGUGCUCUCCGAGAUAUCCGUGUGUUACUAACUUUAGAACCCAAUUACAUGAUGUUCCAUGGAAAGGUUAGUGGGGAUUACUUGGUUGAGCUUCUCAGCCAUCGGGUUAAGCAAUUGAGUCAAGCUGAUUGCUGGAUGCACCUAUAUGAUCAGUGGUCGUCUGUUGAUGACGUUGGAUCUCUGGCAAUCAUACAUCAGAUGUUGGGACAUAACCCUGGAAAGAGUCUCAUUCAGUUUCGGCAAUCUUUGCUUCUUUUACGGUUAAAUUGUCAGAAGGCUGCAAUGCGCAGUUUGCGGUUGGCAAGAAAUAAUUCUGGAUCUGAGCAUGAGAGGCUGGUCUAUGAAGGAUGGAUUUUAUAUGACACUGGAAAUCGUGAAGAAGCUCUCUCAAAGGCGGAAAAGUCAAUUCACAUUCAGAGGUCAUUUGAAGCUUUUUUCCUUAAAGCAUAUGCAUUGGCAGAUACUAGCCUGGACUCUGAAUCAUCAUCAUAUGUUAUUCAACUGCUGGAGGAAGCUCUUAAAUGUCCUUCAGAUGGUCUUCGUAAAGGACAGGCACUAAAUAACUUGGGGAGUAUAUAUGUGGAUUGUGGGAAGCUGGAUAAGGCUGUGGACUGCUACAUGAGUGCUCUUGACAUCAAACAUACAAGAGCUCAUCAAGGGUUGGCACGUGUUUAUCAUCUUAAAAAUCAACGAAAAGCCGCAUAUGAUGAGAUGACCAAGCUAAUAGAGAAAGCACAAAACAAUGCAUCAGCUUACGAAAAACGGUCAGAGUACUGUGAUCCCGAUAUGGCAAAGACUGAUCUCAAUAUGGCAACACAAUUGGAUCCGUUGAGGACAUACCCAUACAGAUACCGGGCAGCAGUUCUGAUGGAUGAACAAAAGGAGUCUGAAGCUGUAGAAGAGCUUACAAGGGCCAUUGCUUUCAAGCCUGACUUGCAAAUACUUCAUCUUCGAGCUGCAUUUCAUGAGUCAAUUGGAGAUGUAAGCUCUGCUCUCCAAGAUUGUCAAGCAGCUCUCUGCAUGGACCCCAACCACACAGACACUCUUGAUUUGUAUAAUCGGGCACGGGACUGAGAUGAUAUUUAACUUGUGUAUAUGCUGCUCAUGACUCCAGUGUGUCGGAGACUUCAUGGUUAGUGUUGAAGAGAGAAAAUUACCCUGGUUUCCUUGUUCAAAAAAGUUUCCCAAAAAUCACAAUCUCUGACUGAAACCUGUCUGGCAAUGGUCAAGACGAAAAGAUGACCUAGGAAAUGCUAUGUACAUAUGGCACACAUGAUGAUGAUUGUUGAACUGCAAGCGGCAAGCAGUCAUUUUGACCACACUAGUCAAAGGUGGUUAUUCAAGAAAGAAUGAAAGCAAAUGUUCUUAUAACUAGAUAGGAGCAUAGGUUGAAGAUUAGAAUUUUCUGUUGUAACUUUAUUUUUUUCCAAUCAUAGUACCUUGAGAAUUGUAUGAUGUCAAUUGGUGAGGAAAGGGAUCUCUAUAGUUCCAGUGUACAUUAACAGUCAUUGAGGACAUCCAAAUAUCUCAAUUAUUGUAUAUUUCAGA